AUGGAUGACCUCAAGUUGUACGCUCCUCAUGCUGCAGGCCUCAGGCGACUGCUUGACAUCACUUGUGAUUUCAGUAGUCGCAUUAGGAUGAGGCUGGGAGUCGACAAGUGUGCGGUUCUCCAUGUAGAGAGAGGGAGCAUAGUCUCAUCGGAUCGUUUACCUGUAUCCGAUGGGAUAAACCUUCGGGCACUCUCCGAGGGAGAAACAUACCGGUACCUGGGCAUGUCGCAAAAUUUAGGUAUUGACGUGGCGGUCGUCAAACAGGCUGCAUGCGACUUGUUUUAUGAACGUUUGACAAAAGUGUGUAAGAGCCUUUUGUCGGGCGUGAAUAAGACAAGGGCGUUUAACGGCUGGGCGAUGCCCGUCCUGUUGUAUACCUUCGGCGUGCUCAGGUGGACUCAGACCGAACUGGAUGCCCUGGAUAGAAAAGUCCGCUCAAUUAUGACCCUCCAUAGGAUGCUCCACCCGAAGUCCUCGGUAAUGAGAUUGUACAUUCCGCGGAAGUGUGGUGGCCGGGGCCUACUUAGCGCCAAGGUCAUGCACAACAGUGGGGUGUGCAGUCUCAGGGAAUAUUUCCUAUCGAGGGCUGACAGUGUGAUGCACAGAGAGGUCAUGGAAUGCGACAAAGGACUGACCCCGCUAGCCCUGGCCAGAGACGGGUGGCAAUCACCGGCGGUACUCAGUACCUCUGACCGUGAGGCCAUAUGGAAAGGGAAAGAGCUGCACGGACGCUUCUUUCAGGCACUGCAUGAGCCCCACGUGGACAAAGAAGCCUCCGUGCACUGGCUGCGAUUCGGUGACCUCUUUGGGGAAACCGAGGGUUUUGUCUGUGCAAUACAGGAUCAGGUUAUCAGGACGAACAACUAUAGGAAGCACAUUCUGAGGGAUGGGACAGCUGACAUCUGUCGAUUAUGCCGCCGACCGGGUGAAUCCCUCAGACAUGUCACCUCUGGUUGUUCUAUGCUUGCUAACACUGAGUACUUGCACAGACAUAACCAAGCAGCCAGAAUCCUCCACCAAGAGCUCGCCCUUAAGUAUGGCCUCAUCGAACAGAGGCUACCGUAUUAUAAGUACCAGCCGGACGCUGUACUCGAAAACGACCGUGCCAAGCUCUACUGGGACCGGCCCAUCAUUACGGACAGGACUAUUCUUGCGAAUAAGCCUGAUAUCGUGCUGAUGGACCAGACGGAGUCUCGGGUAUUUCUGGUGGAUAUCACCAUCCCCUACGACGAGAACCUCCGCAUGUCACUUCUAUGCGCACAGUAG
This is a messenger RNA of Bombyx mandarina (wild silkworm), 1266 nucleotides long. RefSeq lists its product as uncharacterized. The record is from RefSeq and is a predicted model, not a curated record. NCBI's taxonomy places the organism in Eukaryota, Metazoa, Arthropoda, Insecta, Lepidoptera, Bombycidae.